Arvicola amphibius (Eurasian water vole) is the source of this 2207-nucleotide messenger RNA. It is a transcript of the gene Pnma8b, whose product is annotated as PNMA family member 8B. The coding region runs from base 1 to 1974 and encodes 657 amino acids. The transcript has a single exon. The record is from RefSeq and is a predicted model, not a curated record. Lineage: Eukaryota; Metazoa; Chordata; Mammalia; Rodentia; Cricetidae.
AUGACCAUGAAUCUUCUGCAAGAUUGGUGCAAGGAGCUGGAAGUGGAGGUUCACAGGGCCCUGCUGAUCACCGGCAUCCCUGAGCGCCUGCAGCAGGCGGACAUCGAAGCCACUCUGAGGCCGAACUUGCAACCCCUGGGCAACUACAGGCUUCGGACUGUGAGAGCAGUGACCAAGGAAAAGGCUCAGGCCGCCUUGGUGGAGUUUGGGGCAGAUAUCGAUCACUCUGCCAUCCCCAUCCACAUCCGGGGAGAUAAUGGUAUCUGGAAGAUCCUGAGUAAGGACCGCGGGCAAGAUGCGCGGGUCCUUAGGCAGAUGAGGCGCCUGUUGCUCGAUGAACGGCCCAUGGAUGACUUCAGAGAAAUAGCUAUCCCUCUGGUAUUGGAGGCCCAAGCCCAGGCCAAGGGGUUGGGGAAGGAGGCCAAGAAGGCUGCCUCCUCCGAAGGGGCAGCCAGGAACGGCCGUCGGGGCCGUCGGGGAGGCAAGCGCAGAUCUAGAACCCACACGUUUACGGCUCAGAAGGGCAAGAAGAGGGGCCGGGGAGGGCGCCGAGCCAGGAGUGAGUCCGAAGACUCAUCUGAUGACAGCCUGGGCAUUGUCAUAGAGGAGAUCUAUGCAGAGGACCUGAGCAUAGACGAGGACCAGAGGGCCCUGUAUGCCACGCUCCAAGCAGCCGCCAAAGAACUCACCAAGAAGUGGGCCUUCCGGGGAGACCAGGACGAAGGAGAUGGCCCCCGAGAGUUUUUGGCACUUGUCACUGUCACCGACAAAGCUAAGAAGGAAGCGAUCGAGAAAGACCUUCCUGGGACAGAGUCCAUCUGCCUAAACAUCAAAGAUGAAAAGAGUGGAGUCCCUGAUUUAGUUGCGCUCCUGGCUGUAAGAGAUACCCCGGUCGUGGAUGUAGAUAGCGAGGGGGAGGAUGAAGAUGAAGAGGAAGAAGAUGAGGAAGCUGAUGAUGAUGACGAUGAUGAUGAUGAUGAUUCCGACAGCGAGUCCCUGGAAAAUGGAGAGCGAGGAAAAGAAGGGGUGGACCACCCCGAGUUUGUGGCUAUCGUGGCUUAUACUGACCCCGCUGACCCCUCUGCCAGAGAGGAAAUGCUAAAAAUCGCUUCUGUGAUCGAGACCCUAGGCUGGGGCGAUAAAAAAGACAAAAAAGAUGUCCUUCCUCAAGUACUGUCCGUCAUGUCCAAGGACACCUCCGGGCCCAGAGUGAAGGUAGAGGAAGCAGGCCGCCAGGUGGACGCCAUGGUCCUGAGGAAGGCGGAGGAAGAUGGGAAUCUUCUGGAAUGUAUUUCUACCUUGGCCGAAGCAGAGAACUGCCCCAAGGGAAAGAAGUCUGGUCUUGGUCUCCUCAGAGGCUGGACCGCUGAGGGCCACCAGGGUGGCCUCUUGGAGCUGGUGGCACUCCUGGCUGCGCAGGAUAUGGUGGAAUCUGUGAAAGAGGAAGAAGCCGGCAGGUGGGGCAAUGGUGGCAGUGGUGGCAGGAAGUGUGAUCACAGCCAAAGUUGCUUAUCCGAUGUCCUGGCUUUCCUGGCCUCCCAGGAGACUCUAGAAUCCAACGAGGAUUCGGACGAGGAUUCAGACACAGAAUCGGAGGGAGAUUCCGACGACACUGACAGUUCUGAAGAGUCAGAACCUGGAGACAGCGUGUCCAAGAAGCCUCGCGCCAAGAGAGCGCGUACCGGCUCCAAAAGCCUGGCUCCUGCCGGUGCCACCGCGGUCUCCACCGCAUCCAGGGCACGCAAAACCCGCAGGGGUGGCCGAGGUCGUGGCCGGGGCGUCACUCCAGAGAAGAAAGCCGGGAGCGGGGCUGCACCAGAAGACCACGCCGGGAACAAGAAGAAGAAGGGGUCUGCAGGCGCCGGGGCCCGUGCCAGGGCUGGUGAAGCCAAGGGACAGCCAGCUGCUGUUCCCAAGUCUACCCGCGGGAAGAAAGCUCGUCGGGGCCCAAGGCGGGCGCCCAAAUGCCGUUAGUGCCACAGAUGCCACUACGACGAGCCCUGUCUCUUGUGUGUGGACCCCUUUUCCCUCCUACUAUUCUCUCUCUUCCCUGCGUCCCCUCUCGCUUAACCGCGUGCAUUUGCUUUGUGUUCUGCUGCGUCCCUGGCUGGCUAUGACCGGUGCCCAGCCUUCCCUCUUAGUUCCAUGAACAGAUGGCGUGAGCGAUCGUGAUGGCCAAAGCCUUGAUACGACAAAGAAAAAAGAAA